AUGGAGGCCGCUUUUGAAAAAGUAGUGGACAUACUAUUUGGCGUGGCUAUAAGGCAGAUUAGUUACAUGUGGAAUUACAUUGAGAACAUUGAUACUUUGAAAAGAGCAUUGCAAGAUCUCAAAGGUACAAGGGAGAGGGUUCAAGGACAAAUAGAUAUAGCUAUUCGUGGAGGUAAUAAUCUCUUUGAAGGUGUGGAAAAGUGGAUGAAGGAUGCCGAUCAACAAAUAUCCAAGGCCGAAGAAUUUGUUGAAGAAGAAGCGAAUGCCAAGAAGACCUCUGAAUGCUAUCAUUGUGCUCUUGAAGAUGAAAGCAAACAAAUCAUUGGAAUCUAUGGCCUAGGUGGUGUUGGAAAAACCACCCUUGCUUUGGAAGUUGCUGCAAGAGUAAGACAUCGGUUGUUUGCUGAAGUUGCUUUUACAACCAUCUCACAAAAGGUAGAUUUUGAGAAGAUUAAAAAAGAUAUUGGAGAAGCAACGAAGCGAAUAAUGAAAGGGGACAAGAUUCUAAUCAUAUUAUUAGACGACGUGUGGGAGAAACUAAAUCCUGAAGAUUUGUGUAUUCCAUGUGGGAAUAAGCACAAGAAUUGUAAGAUCUUAUUAACGUCUAGAAGUAUAAAAGUUGUUGAAGAAUGUGGUGGAUUGCCACUACUUAUUCAAGCAUUUGGAAAUGCAUUGAAGGAUGAAAACAUCAAAUCCUGGGAAUGGGCUCUUACUCAAUUGCAGAAACAUGCACCAUCGGAUGUCGAUGACGAGAUACAGAAAUCAUUUACUCAUUUGCAGUUAAGCUAUGACUAUCUUAAAAGUGAAAAAGCCAAGUCGUGCUUCCUGCUCUGUAGCAUGUUCCCUGAAGACUGGUAUAUCUCUUUGGAAGACUUGGCAUAUUAUGCGGUGGGUUUAGAAAGGUUUGAUGACCUGGAUAGCAUAGAGGAUGCAAGAGGCAGAGUUCAAAAUGCAGUGGAUAUGCUCACUUCUUCUUGUUUGUUGUUGAAGAACCAGUACCUAGGAGAAGGCUAUACCAAAAUGCAUGAUGUUGUCCGUGAUGUGGCAUUGUUAAUUGCAUCUCAAGGCAAUAACAAAUUCUUGUCAAAUCUCAACAAGGUACACAUACCACACCUUGAAAUUUUUCUUGUACAAAAAAAUCAAAAUUUGUCAAAGAUUUCUGAUGAAUUCAUUGGGUGGAUGAAAAAAGUAAAGGUUUUAGAUAUCUCGUGGAAUAAUAUCUCAUCCUUGCCACAAUCAUUUCAACUCCUCACAAAACUUCGUAUGCUCGAUCUUCGUGGAAAUAAAUCUCUCCAUGAAAUUUCAAUACUUGGGGUGUUGAGAGACCUUGAGAUUCUAAUUCUAAAUGAAACUGGAAUCACUAAAAUUCCUAGAGAAAUUGCCCAGUUAGUAAACUUGAGGGUGCUUCAAGUUAAAGAUUGCGUGGAUUUAUCUCUCAUAACAGAGGGUGUUAUAGCAGCGUUGUCGAGAUUGGAAGAGUUAUGCAUUGACCUUAGCUUUUUGAAACGAGCCUCUCCUUGUAUUGUUGAGAACAAGGAUUCAAUUUUAAUAAACUGA
Messenger RNA from Erigeron canadensis, 1557 nucleotides. RefSeq names its product probable disease resistance protein At4g27220. The record is from RefSeq and is a predicted model, not a curated record. Gene Ontology annotation, molecular function: protein binding; ADP binding. The transcript is spliced from 5 exons. Lineage: Eukaryota; Viridiplantae; Streptophyta; Magnoliopsida; Asterales; Asteraceae. The coding region runs from base 1 to 1557 and encodes 518 amino acids.